AUGGGUGUCGUCGUUGACUACAAAAAGCCAAACCAUGGCAUUUUCCGCGUCCUCCCAGAUGCGUGGGUUCCAUACGCUGAACUGAUGCGUCUUGACCGACAAGCUGGAUUCUGGGCUUUUUACUGGCACUACUUGAUCGGUCUUGGUUUCGCUGUCAACAUCAAGCCUUUCUCCAACGACCUUGAUCUCGGUUCCAUUGCCUUUCUCGCCGCGUAUAUGGGUCUAUGGACUGUCAUCUUUCGCGGUAUCACCUGUACGUGGAACGACAAUCUAGACCAGGACUUUGAUCGACAAGUCGCUCGCUGCCGAGUGCGACCAAUCCCCCGUGGUGCCGUAUCCACCUUGCAGGCACACUUCUUUACUGCUGCUCUGUCUGCUGCUGGAGCCUGUCUCCUUUUCCCUUAUGGUGAAUCGACACUAUACCAUGCUGGAGUGGACAGCGUGCUCUUGUUCAUCUACCCUCUCUUGAAGCGUUAUACGCACUAUCCCCAGGUCGAACUCGGAUUUGGCUUGUCUUAUGCCAUCUUUUUGGUUGCUGCGUCGAUCGGAAAGGAUCCACUGCAGCCUCUGUUGGAUUCGUCGUUGGAUUUCUCAUCCCGAGUCUCCAAGGUCAUCCAGUCCCCCCUGGCCCAGUCCGCUGCGUGUCUCUACGUGGCUGGUAUUCUCUGGACUGUCAUCUUCGACACCAUCUAUGCUCACCAGGAUUAUUUGGAUGACUUGAAGGCUGGAGUCAAGGGACUUGCCGUGCUCCUUGGCAGGAAAGGAACAAAGCCUGCCUGCUAUAUCAUGGGUGCCGUGCAGAUUUACUGCCUGGUUCUGGCGGGUCAGCUGGCAGAAUUUGGAGAAGUCUACUAUGCUAUUUCAUGUGGUGGAACGGCUCUCACUCUGGCAUGGAUGAUCUGGGUCACUGAUCUGGAAGAUGGUGCCAGUUGCGCUUGGGCAUUUGGCCGUGGAAGUGCCUACCCCGGUGCCGCGAUCUCGGUCGGGCUUUUGGCCGAGUUCUGCGCCAGAAAGUACGUAUUCUGA
Messenger RNA from Pestalotiopsis fici W106-1, 1026 nucleotides. RefSeq lists its product as uncharacterized. The record is from RefSeq and is a predicted model, not a curated record. The transcript has a single exon. Gene Ontology annotation, cellular component: mitochondrial inner membrane. NCBI's taxonomy places the organism in Eukaryota, Fungi, Ascomycota, Sordariomycetes, Amphisphaeriales, Sporocadaceae. Gene Ontology annotation, biological process: ubiquinone biosynthetic process. Gene Ontology annotation, molecular function: 4-hydroxybenzoate polyprenyltransferase activity. The coding region runs from base 1 to 1026 and encodes 341 amino acids.